Leptinotarsa decemlineata (Colorado potato beetle) is the source of this 5718-nucleotide messenger RNA. Its product is annotated as homeotic protein spalt-major. NCBI's taxonomy places the organism in Eukaryota, Metazoa, Arthropoda, Insecta, Coleoptera, Chrysomelidae. Gene Ontology annotation, cellular component: nucleus. The record is from RefSeq and is a predicted model, not a curated record. Gene Ontology annotation, molecular function: RNA polymerase II cis-regulatory region sequence-specific DNA binding; DNA-binding transcription factor activity, RNA polymerase II-specific. Gene Ontology annotation, biological process: regulation of transcription by RNA polymerase II.
AUGGCCGUGGUUCCGACGCACCGCAGGACUUGCCGGAGGUGCUCAUGUGUCAACGGUGCCGAGAGCAGUUCACAGAGGCCCAGGACUACGUCGCGCACAAGGCAGAGUGCGACAAGAAGGCUAUCAAGCACGGCGAUCCCGCGCAUUCCGACCCCGAGGACAUGGUUGUGUCUGAGGAAGACGACGACGAGGACGAAACAAGCGGUAAGAGCAUAGAGCGCUUGCGUAAGCACCGUCAGGACGCCGCGAACAACAACAAUAGCGAUAAUUCCGCGGACGAAAACGGACAGAGAAUGGGAUUUCCGUUUCCCGUUCCCGCCGCCCCUGGACACGUCACUCUGGAAGCGCUGCAGAACACCAAAGUCGCCGUGGCUCAGUUCGCGGCUACCGCCAUGGCCAACAACACCGACAACGAGGUUGCUUUACAAGAAUUUGCAGUGCUGCAGUCUACUCUCUUCACCCUGCAACACCAGCAAGUGUUACAGCUGCAACUCAUCAAUCAGCUCCAGCACCAGCUACAAAUCGACAGAACGAAAGAGGACGAGGAAGUUUGUCCCAGCUCGCCGCCUCCAUCGGAGAACGAGGCGGAGAUCACUCCAGUGGAAUCUUCUCCUGUAGCCCAGGUCACUCAAGAAUCUCGGGAACCCACUCCGGUGCCGUUACCGCCUCCGGCAGUUCAGCCUAUCGCUCCGCCAGUGGCAGAGCCUGAAGUCUCCGUGCCCCAGUGUCUACCCCCGCAGAUACCGCCCCCAAUGUGCUCCAUAUCCUCCUCGUUAGCGUCGACUAUAAUCACGCACAACGACGAGCAACUCUGCGAAGAACCCAAUACCCUGGAAAUGCUCCAGAAACGGGCACAAGAAGUAUUGGACAAUGCGAGCCAGGGCUUGCUGGCAACUAAUUUGGCAGACGAGCUUGCGUUUAGGAAAAGCAAAGGCUCCAUGUCGCCUUACGACUCCAAAGGGCGCAACGAACCAUUUUUCAAACACCGCUGCAGGUACUGUGGAAAAGUCUUUGGGUCAGACUCUGCCCUACAAAUACAUAUCCGUUCUCACACCGGGGAGCGCCCCUACAAAUGCAACGUCUGCGGUAGCCGGUUUACCACGAAAGGAAACCUCAAGGUGCAUUUCCAGAGACACAGCCAGAAAUUCCCGCAUAUCAAAAUGAAUCCUAACCCGGUGCCAGAGCAUUUGGACAAGUAUCAUCCCCCGUUGCUGGCACAGCUCGGGCAGCAGUCAUCUCUGUCGCCGGUAGGGCCUCAGCAUGGACCUCAUCUAGGGUUUCCGGGAGGGCAUCCUUUUCCACCAUCGCCUCUACCGCUGUUUAGACCUGCAGGUCCGCCUCCACCAGAAUUAAUCAACAGCAGGCUUCAAGCGUCGCCGCAUAGGCUGCUGGACCCUACGUCCAGACUAUUUCCCGCACACCAUCCUCUGUUCCUCAAGCGGGAGGAGCAGGAAAUCCCAGCGGAUCUGAGCAAACCACAAAGAUCUCCAACACCUGUUGAGGACAAGAGUCAACUGGAGCAAGAAGUUGGCGAGAAGAGAGAAAGGCUCGACUCCACUGGAGAGCAAACAGCUGCGAUAAAUACUCCCCAACUGACGCCAAAGCAGGAGCCUAUUUUGACUGACAACGAGACUGAGAUCGAGCAGGAGAGGUAUCCCUCGCCGAUACCCUACGACGACUGCAGCAACAGUAGCAAGUACAGCAACGAGGACCUCUCGGAGCACAGAAGCCCAGUUGAAGAGGCCGGCGAAAACAUGCAGGAUGAGCCCGAGAACCUGUCGAACAGAAGUAACUCCAUGACAGUUCCUUUGAGUAUAUCGACAGGACAGAGACUGCCGGCCAAUUUUUCUUUCGCUAACGCUUCGUCGCCUCCAAGCAGCACAUCCUCUGGCAGCCUAGGACCUUUCCCCAGCACUCAUUUGCCAGACAUCACGAAGGAUCCUUCGAUAUACACUAAUCUUUUGCCGAGACCCGGCAGCAACGACAACUCCUGGGAGAGCCUCAUUGAAGUCACCAAAACCUCCGAGACUAGCAAACUGCAGCAGCUAGUGGACAAUAUAGAGCACAAGCUGUCGGACCCGAACCAGUGCGUGAUUUGUCAUCGAGUGCUUUCUUGCAAGAGCGCCUUGCAAAUGCACUAUAGAACCCAUACAGGGGAGCGACCGUUCAAGUGUAAGAUUUGUGGGAGAGCUUUUACGACAAAAGGGAAUUUAAAAACGCACAUGGGCGUGCACAGGGCGAAGCCACCAAUGAGGGUGCUCCACCAAUGUCCAGUGUGUCACAAGAAGUUCACAAACGCUUUGGUGCUUCAGCAACACAUUCGCCUACACACGGGCGAACCCACUGAUCUCACUCCGGAACAAAUCCAAGCAGCGGAAAUCAAGGACUUUCCUUCUCCAGGUGGAUUUCCGAGUCUGUCCAAUUCCAUGCAUCCGUUUCUCGGUCAGGGGUUCUCCGUUCCGGGUCUUUCGCCUCUGGGGCACUCCGGCAUGAACAUGAACAGGGAUAUCAAGUCUGAGCACGGUAGUAUGGACGAUGACGAUGAUGAUGACGAUGAUAUGAUGUCAACGUCGGAACACCAGAAUAUGCCCCCUUUCUCUAGCUCCCCCCCAGAGAUGCACAGCAGGUCUAUGCCUCCAGUGAGCACAAUGGCGUCCCAGUUUGGCAUGGGGGGUUUGAGCUGCUCCGCUGAAGAUCUUUGUUCCAACAGGACGACUCCUCCUCCUAUGCAGAACGGGGAGAAGUCGCCUAGUCAGUCGGGGGUCACUAGCCCUGGAAGUUCGGAGUUGCGACCGUCACCAAAUCAGACACCAGUCCAGCUCUUUCCCUCGUUUGGGCUUUUGUCUUCUGGCGGACAGUCGCCGUUGAUGUCCUCAGCUUUGUCAUCGCUGACGUCUUCUGUUCUCACUUCGACUUCGUUCAGUCCAUUGAGGCUGGCAGUUGGUCCAAUUGGAAGUUUGGGCCGCGGCAACACCACCUGCAACCUCUGCUUCAAGACCUUCGCCUGCCAUUCAGCUCUCGAAAUCCACUACAGGAGUCACACCAAAGAGCGCCCCUUCAAGUGCACCGUUUGCGACAGGGGAUUCUCCACGAAGGACGGUUGUGUGUGCACGCAGAGGCGUAUCCAGGACGAAGUGGAACCUUGGAGGGCGCGAAAACGAAAGGCUGCCCUUCGCAAGUCCAUUCCCUCCGUAUUUCCCUUACCGAUGACGCCUGGAUACGCCUCAAGUUGGAUGCAAUCGGCGGGUAACAUGAAGCAGCACAUGCUGACGCACAAGAUCCGCGACAUGCCCCAGCACAUGUUCGAUAACAAGCCCCCUUCGCUGAGCGGGGAUGAUUCCACUCCGUUGCCGCCUAGUCUGCCCCAGAGGGAGGCCUCCAGCUGCGAGGGGGAGGCUCAGCAGAUGCCUCAGCAGCUGGCGCAGCCCGCGCAGGUUCUUCCUUCUGCGCAGCCUCCACCGCAGCAGCCGAAGCCGGAUCUGGAACCGCAACCAAUCAAAAGAGAACCGACAGAGACUGAACUGCCAAUGGCGAAGCGUCCCCCAAGCUUACAAUCAAGUAAGCAUUUGUGCCACGUGUGCAAUAAGAACUUCUCCUCCAGCUCGGCCUUGCAGAUCCACAUGAGGACCCACACGGGGGACAAGCCAUUCCGGUGCACCGUCUGUCAGAAGGCCUUCACGACAAAGGGCAACCUCAAGGUACAUAUGGGAACACAUAUGUGGAGCAACGGGGCGUCCCGUCGAGGACGUCGAAUGUCUCUCGAUCUGCCCCCCAUUCCCAUGACCCCCAAGGAUUCCGAAUUUCUACAGCGGAGACCCGAUCUCUUCUACCCGUACCUUCCGGCUCCAUUCCUUAAUGGAAUGCAACAAAAGCUGAACGAGAUAUCCAUGGUCCAGACAAACCAGAACGGUCUGUCUACUGCCGGCAAGUACGGCGGCCUCCUAGGCUUCGGCUACCCACCACCAGAGGCUCUACGAUCUCAGGCGAAUUCUCCCGAACGCGGCGAGAGACCGCCAAGUCACGAACCCGACACCCGCGGUCUGUGGGACCUGCAUUUCGAGAGGAAGAGCGCUGCAGACGCCUCCAGGGAAGACCUCCUGCCAGCCACAAGGGAAGGCUUGGCCGCCUGAGAGUCGCAGCACGGCUGCGAUGUUCCUAUUUACUAGUCUAAGAACGGCAAGGUGUUUCGCCCAUGUCGGAAUUUAAGCCACGGGAGGUGGGUGUCGCGGAAGGGUGAAAGGCGUUUUUCACUCUCCAGGAGGAAUAUGUUUCAUAUCCUCGCUUGAAGCUCAUUGAAAAUUAUACCUAUUCAUAGUAAAGGCCAGUACAAAGGUCAGCGUGAACGUAUUAUUUUUUGAAUGAAUAUGUAGUUAUCUACAUAUCUAAAAAUUAGUUUUAACUUUUUUGUUGAACUUGUCAUAAAAUAUCAAAAUAUUGUAUUGUGAUUUUUUAAAGAUAUACCGGUUUGUCAGAAUUAUUCAUUUAUUUGCAUCAAUGUCUGUCACCAGUUUUUCAAAAAAUCACGUUCAUAUUUCAAUUUUACUGGCAUUAUUGAUGAAUUUUUAUGAUGAUCUCAGAAAGAUCAUUUGUGAUCUUUGAAUAUACGUAUUAAUGUCAAUAUGUUCGAAAAUACAUGGAAACAACUGAAAAAAAAUUACAGUUUGAGUAUGCUACCAUUAAUUUUCAGUUCUUACAACGGCGCCUCAACCCAUGUAUUUCAAAUCUAAUCUGUAACUUAUUCAAAUUCUCGAGGAAAUUUCAACUGUUUUCCGAACUUCUAGAAACACCUUGUAUAGAACGGAUCGGGGCAAUGAUGCAUACUGUGAUAAAGCAGCCGUCAGCUGCAUAAGCUGCAAGAAGCUGCAGUGUAAUUAAAAUUAUUUAAACAAACUUUUAUCGAUAGGACCCUGUAUUAUAUAGUAGAGUGUACGAAAUCUGUACGAAAUGUAUGAUAAUGGUGAAUACUCUGAUAGUUACGUUCUAGUUUACGUUUUAUAUAUCAUAUCUCAAUAAAUAUAAUCAAAAUCGUUCGAUAUUCAAUUUCUCCAAGAUGAAUUCUCAAAAUCAUAUAUUUUGUAUGUUCGUUUUGAUGUGUUGAUAUCAUGUGUCCAAUGGACGCCGCGGCGAUGCCAGUAUUUAGCUUUACACCCUGUAUAUACGACUAGGUAAUGAAGGAUCACUGUACUGUUAUAGAUGUUGUCCAUUUUUAUUUAGCAUGUAAAUAAUCCACUGUGUACCAUAAGACUGUUUUUCUUUCCUCGAUGUAUGCUUAUUCUGUCCGUCUGUCCCAGUACAAACUACCCUCGUACACAGGGUCUGUCAAAAAUCGUGGCUCUUUCACACCCAAAACAAAUUGUACAUAUAUAUUUAUAGCUGUGUGUGUGUUGGGUGUUUUUUAAUAUCCCUUGUAUAUCAAAAAAUGCUUUUUUUCACAAAAAGCAAACAUUUCCAGUACUUACUUUUGACCCUGUAUACGAAGAGCUGAGAAUCACUAGACCCCGCGCGGUCCCCACAUACGUAUCUUGACUUCAAAAGACAGAAUAUUAUUUUAAAGUAAAGAAUAUUGUGUAAAUGUAAGUAAUUUGGAAGUUUUUUUUUAUUAUCAAUGUACAAAUAAUUUUAACUGGUCACGUUUAUCGAAACUAUGUCUGUAUUUAUAAAUCCGUGCAGCCAGUUAACUCUGUUUAAUUAUAAAAUAUAAAUAUUUAUCACAUACGA